GUGGCCGCGGGGCCGCCGCUCGCCGCGCCUGGAUGCGCCCCCCGCCACCGCGCCCGCGGCUCCCAUGGCGGUGGCACGGAAAAUCAAAACUUUGUUGACGGUGAACAUCUUGGUCUUCGUGGGCAUCAUCCUCUUCUCCGUCUACUGCAGGAUCCAGGACCGCUCGCAGGAGCUGGUGCAGAUCGUCCGGAGCGCGGAGCGCCGGGCCAGGAGCCGCGGCGCCAAGGUGGGCAGCCUGGCCGACAGGGAGUCCAUCCUGCAGCGCCUGGACCACCUGGAGGAAGUGGUCUACAACCAGCUCAAUGGUUUGGCAAAGCCCAUGGGAUUAGUUGAAGGUCCAGGAGGCUUGGGCCAGGGGGGAAUGGCUGCUACCCUGAGAGAUGAUAGCCAUGAAUCAGAGACUAAGUAUGAAGAAUAUGGUUACAAUGCCCAACUCAGUGACAGGAUAUCACUGGACAGGUCCAUCCCUGACUACAGACCAAAAAAGUGCAAGCAGAUGAGCUACCCAGACGACCUGCCCCAAAUCUCCGUGGUGUUCAUAUUCGUGAACGAGGCCCUGUCUGUCAUCCUGCGCUCUGUGCACAGCGUGGUGAACCACACCCCAUCCCACCUGCUCAAGGAGAUCAUCCUGGUGGAUGACAACAGUGACAACGUUGAGCUGAAGUUUAACCUGGACCAGUAUGUCCACAAGAGGUACCCGGGGCUGGUGAAGAUCGUGCGGAACAGCAAGCGCGAGGGGCUGAUCCGGGCCAGGAUCCAGGGCUGGAAGGCAGCAACCUCUGCUGUGGUCGGGUUCUUCGAUGCCCACGUGGAGUUCAACACUGGCUGGGUGGAGCCCGCGCUGACGCGGAUCAAGGAGGAUCGCAAGCGGAUCAUCCUGCCCGCCAUCGACAACAUCAAGUACAACACCUUCGAGGUGCAGCAGUACGCCAACGCCGCCCACGGCUACAACUGGGGGCUCUGGUGCAUGUACAUCAUCCCCCCCCAGGACUGGCUGGAUAAAGGGGACGAGUCAGCCCCCAUCAGGACACCAGCCAUGAUUGGAUGCUCUUUCGUGGUGGACCGAGAGUAUUUUGGUGAGAUUGGCCUGCUUGACCCUGGCAUGGAGGUUUAUGGAGGAGAAAACAUUGAAUUAGGCAUGAGGGUGAGUAACAGCAAAGAGACCUUGUGCAGUGUCCAUGUGCUGGGGAGCUGUGGCCCAGCAGAGUUGCUGUCUGACUGA
Molecule: messenger RNA, 1222 nt
Organism: Ficedula albicollis (Collared flycatcher)
Lineage: Eukaryota; Metazoa; Chordata; Aves; Passeriformes; Muscicapidae
Product: polypeptide N-acetylgalactosaminyltransferase 9-like
Exons: 6
Coding region: 65-1222 (385 amino acids)
Cellular component (GO): Golgi apparatus
Source: RefSeq, a predicted model, not a curated record